AGUACCGUUACGCAAUCACGCUUUACUCGUAUGUUUGUUUCGCGAGGGUUUCGGAUACGGAACGAAAGUCAUUUUGAUUGUGUUUCGAUCUUUUAAAUACUGUUGAAUCUUCUAAAACUAAACAUUUAGAACUUUACGCAAUCUUUGAACUAGUUUUUGAAAAUGAAAAGAGUCAAAGAAAGCGUUGCGGAAUUCCGCAAAAAAAAAAAAAAAAAAGGCUAAGAAAGAAGCAGAUGCGAAGAAGUCUCAAGGUGCAUUACUGAAAUAUUUUAGUUCCAGUUCUGGUUCGAAAGCCACGUUAACGUCUUCGGUGGCAUCCUGCAGCAGCGGAAGUGAUUCCAGUGUACAAGAAGAAGACGUACCUGCCGUCGCAGUUGGAAGUAGUUCUGGUCCCACCACAGAGCAGGGUCAAGACCAAGUCGACUCAUCAAAAGUACCUCAAGCAUCUAGUCAUAAGCCUGCAGAAAAAGUGAAUGUUGCCAAAGAAGACAUAAUUGAAAUCGUGCCUUCUGCUCCUGCCGAAAUCAAAGAUGUGAAUCUCGACGAUGUAGGUUGCUGGCCUUCUCCUAUGACCGACGAAGUAAGAACGCUUCUAGUACGUCGCGGAUCUGACUCAGUACAGCACAUCGAUUCCAAAUUUGCCGAUGUUGUUCGCUCAGGGACUUCAACGAAAGGCGGUACCCGAAAACUAACCAAAGAGUGGUUCUACAAACCAUUAUCUAACGGUGAAAAGGUUCUCCGAACAUGGAUGGUGUACUCGCCUUUGAAGCAAUCCUUGUAUUGUUUUUCUUGCAAGCUGUUUGGCAAUUCCGGCUCUAACUUCGCAUCUGAAGAAGGAUUCAACAAAUGGUGGAAGCUAAAUCCAAGAAUAGGAGACCAUGAAAAUAGCCUGGGCCAUGAACAGAGCUUCUUGAAAUGGAAGGAGUUGGAAGUUCACCUGAACUGUAAAGCAACCAUCGAUCAGAAACAACAAGAAGUUUUCGAAAGUGAGGAGAAGAAGUGGAGGGAUGUACUGUACAGGUUGCUGAAUAUUAUCCAGUUCUUAGCCAAACAGAAUCUGGCCUUCAGAGGACAUCGAGAAUACAUUCGAGGAGAUGAUAGUGGCAAUCGCGGGAACUUUCUGGAGUUAGUGCACCUCCUAGCUAAAUACGACCCUCUUCUAAUGGAACACCUGACAAAGAUAAAGCUGGGAGCAAGAGUCUCAGUUUCGUAUCUAUCUCCAGAAACCCAGAAUGAAUUUAUAAACUUACUGGGACAGCAAGUUCGAUCCACCAUCAUCCGUCGUAUUCAAGAAGCUAAAUAUUAUUACGUAAUCUUCGACAGUACACCAGACAUCUCCCACAAUGACCAAAUGAGCCAAGUUCUGCGAUACAUACAUAUCGAAGGAGAAAAAGUCGCCGUGGUAGAAUCUUUCAUUGACUUCUUCGAACCAAAAGGGAAAAAUGCAGAAGAUCUCAGCAACGAUAUAAUCGCGAAGAUAACAUCAGACGGACUGGACAUACAGAAUCUGAGAGGACAGGCUUAUGACAAUGCUGACACAAUUUCAGGGAUCCACAAUGGAGUUCAAGCCCGGAUUAAAGCACUGAAUCCGAAAGCUAUAUUCGUUGCAUGCACAAACCACUCACUAAAAUUGGCUGGGGUACACGCUGCUUCUGAAUCAGUGGAUUCCGUGACGUUUUUUGGACCUCUGGAGAAGCUGUUUGCCUUCUUUUCCGCAUCAACUGUUCGAUGGAACGCUUUGGUUGCCGUCACAGGUCAAGCAGUAAAACGAGUCACUGAAACGCGCUGGAGUGCUAGACAUGUAGCUGUCAAGAUGCUUAAAAAUAAGUUUGAGGUAGUUCUUGAGGUACUGGAACAAUUAACAGAUUCAUCUCAAACUUCCGAAACAAGAUCGGGAGCCAUUCUUCUCCUGACAGCCAUGCAGUAAUUUAACUUCCUAACUUUUCUUGGCUUUUGGGCUGCAGUGCUACCUGAAGUAGAUGACGCACAGAUUUACCUGCAGCAACGAGGACUAAGUGUGGAUAAGUGUGCUCAGAAACUCUGCGCUUUGAAAACCCUCUUAGUGGAAAGUAGAGACCGUUUCGUGCAAGAAGCAAUUGACUUUGCUAAGACUCUCUGCGAAAAACUCGGAAUCGAACUCAAAACGAGAAGAAUUCGCAGGAAAAAACGCAUGCAUGGCGAUGAAUCUUCUGAAGAUGCAGCUUUGUCUCACGAACAGGAAAUCCGUCGAGAGAUUAUCGCAUCAUUCGACAAGAUCAUUCAAGAAAUGACGACUGGAUUCCAGCAAAUUCAAGAAAUAUCGGACAAGUCAGCCAGCGAAACUUUUGGACAGCAAGUUCAAGUGUGAUCUUUCCCAUGUAUUAGAAGACAUCGACAAGGACGAGUUUCAGAUGGAGCGGAAGCGUCUUCAGCAGUUUGUUGUUGUUGCCUGUUCUGAAUCAGAGGAAGAUAUAAGUGGUAAAGGACCACUGGAGCUCCUCCAGUUCAUUCAAAAACUGAAUCUCGGAAUUUCGGUUCCAAAUAUAGUCAUCUUGAUUCGUAUAUAUUUGACUUUGGCGAUUAGUGUUGCAAGUUGUGAGAGAAGUUUUUCGAAGUUGAAGCUAAUAAAAAAUUACCUCAGGUCUUCUAUGAGCUCCGUUAGACUAUCAAACUUGGCUAUAUUGUCGAUUGAACAAGAAUUGGCUGCUAAUAUUGAUUUUGACAAAGUUAUUUCUGACUUCGCUGUUCAUAAGGCCCGUAGAAUCCGCUUGU
This is a messenger RNA of Bacillus rossius redtenbacheri, 2751 nucleotides long. RefSeq names its product zinc finger MYM-type protein 1-like. NCBI's taxonomy places the organism in Eukaryota, Metazoa, Arthropoda, Insecta, Phasmatodea, Bacillidae. The coding region runs from base 569 to 1927 and encodes 452 amino acids. The transcript is spliced from 2 exons. The record is from RefSeq and is a predicted model, not a curated record.